Molecule: messenger RNA, 558 nt
Organism: Gossypium arboreum
Lineage: Eukaryota; Viridiplantae; Streptophyta; Magnoliopsida; Malvales; Malvaceae
Exons: 1
Coding region: 1-558 (185 amino acids)
Source: RefSeq, a predicted model, not a curated record
AUGGCACUAUAUGAGGCGUUAUAUGGUCGUACGUGUCAUACUCCUACCUGUUGGAUUGAAUUGGGUGAGCGGCGAAUUCUGGGGCCGAAAUUAAUUUUCGAUACAGAAGACAAGGUAAAGUUGAUUCGAGAUCGGCUAAAGGAAGCAUCCGAUAGGCAGAAAUCUUAUGCAGACCUAAAGCGUAAAGAGAUAAAGUACUCGAUAGGGGAUUAUGUCUUUCUUAAAGUCUCACCAUCAAAGAAAAUUUUGAGGUUUGGGCGGAAAGCCAAGCUUAGCCUUAGGUUUAUUGGGCCUUAUCGAAUACUUAAGCAUGUAGGACUGGUCACUUGUCAACUUGAGUUGCCUCCAAAGCUGGAUAGGAUUCAUGACGUGUUUCAUAUUUCAAUGUUGAGGAGGUACUGUUCUGAUCCCUUGCAAAUCGUGUUAGUUGAGGAAAUUGAGGUUAGGCCUGAUUUGACUAUCGAGGAAGAACCAGUACAGAUAUUGGAGCAUGAUGUUAAAGUAUUGAGAAAGAAAUCGGUUCCACUGGUCAAAUGCUUUGGAGUAAUCACGGCUUAG